Gloeophyllum trabeum ATCC 11539 is the source of this 1194-nucleotide messenger RNA. RefSeq lists its product as uncharacterized. Lineage: Eukaryota; Fungi; Basidiomycota; Agaricomycetes; Gloeophyllales; Gloeophyllaceae. Gene Ontology annotation, biological process: ribosomal large subunit assembly; rRNA processing. Bases 1 to 1119 code for a protein of 372 amino acids. The transcript has 6 exons. Gene Ontology annotation, cellular component: nucleus. Gene Ontology annotation, molecular function: 3'-5' exonuclease activity; nucleic acid binding. The record is from RefSeq and is a predicted model, not a curated record.
AUGACCCACUCUCGAGCGCAGGCGAAACCCUCUGGUAACUGGUUAGCGUUGAAGAAGAAGGCUUCCAUUUCCUCUACGAAAUCGUCGAAAUCACAAAGUGGAGACGAUAGACCUCGGAAACGGCAAAGAAGCGAGCGCCAGACGUCCGUGGCCACGGUCAGCUCUGUCGAUUCCGCGGAAUUCAAGCACGCGUCGUCCUCCAAGGCUUCCGCGUUCGUCAGUCCGUCUGCGGCAGAUUUACCUGCAAGCAAAAAUGGCGAGUCACUGCCCUGGCUUCGGCAGAUGAUACUAGGGGAGCUGGAGUAUACCACGGCUCAGCAAGCACCCGGGAAGUACCUGGCUCUGGACUGUGAAAUGGUGGGCGUCGGUAUAGACGGUGCAGAGUCGUCCCUUGCUAGGGUCAGCUUGGUCAAUUACUACGGAGCCGUGCAGUUGGACGAGUUUGUGCGGCAACGGGAACGAGUAGUCGACUACCGAACGCAGUACAGCGGCAUCCGGCCCGCAGACAUGGUGAACGCAAAACCUUUCAACGAGGUGCAGGCGAAAGUGGCGGAGCUGUUGAAGGAUCGAAUAUUAGUUGGGCAUGCGGUCUUCAACGACUUGAAAGCCUUGCUGUUAUCACACCCGCGCCCCCAAACGCGAGAUACCCAGCAUUUGGCUGGCAAGCACAAGCUUACCCGCAGUCGCUAUCCCGCUCUUCGGAACCUAGUCCAGCAAGAGCUAGGAAUGACAAUCCAGAGUGGAGAACACUCGAGUGUCACGGAUGCCCGAGCAACGAUGGCGCUCUAUCGACUACACCGCAAAGAAUGGGAACGAGGCAAGAGGAUGCCGCUUCCAGAGCUUUUGGGCGCGAUCUCGAAGGGAAAUUCAAAGAAACGGAAACACGACAGUGUUGACGGGCAAGAAUCUGAUCCGACAACUGAGUUCCCCGGAGGAGGCAGAAAAGGCAUCAGCUCGGGAUUGUCGGUUGUCGUGAAGAGGUCGUGGAACCAUAAAACUGAAGAGGGAGUUGAAGAAAGGUCUCACUCCUCUGCUGGAAAGAAGAAAGGUUCGACGCAGUGGUGGAAGCAACUUGGGGAUGGUCCUGCUAAAGGUUCUAUUUCGUCCAAAGCUAGAUAAUCGUUAUACUGGGCUUCGCGAAUUUAUACUGGAUUUUUUGUUGUCACAUCCAGCGAGUUCACUGGUGGAGUCAAG